CACAUAGGCGGCGUGGGAGGCAUCGUGAAGCGGAGGGAGGGGUUGAGAAAUGAUGAGGUCUGGAUCAAGCAGGACGGGGCCCGGGAAUGAGGGAAGCUCUCGAGCGAGACUCGCAUGAGUGCCAGCGGAUGGCAGCACCGCAGACGGGACAUGCCGAUUUGCUAUUUUCCCUAUCACUUUGUUCGCUCUCCCAUUGUUUGGAGCUUUUUGGGCCGCUGCUGCCGUUAGCCCGCCCCUUUUCUCGCUUCCGUGUCGCUAGCAGCCCGACCGAACCAUUUGAUGCAUCGUGCCGGCUCACAUUCAAAGGCGACAUUGCCGGCACGUCUCAUUCUGUCCCGGGCUCUUCCCGUUGCGACCAGAACUUCCAGGUUGCGCCUUCCCCUCUCUUCCGGCCCAAGCUUGGUCCCCAGGUUCCUCUCCCCUUCUGCUCCCCCUUCGCUCUCCAAAGUCUUCCUGCGCAUCUCUCCAUCACCACCCUCUCUGGUGCGCUCCACGCACCCAAGCACCCGCACACACUGCCGUCCGGCGGUACAGGGCAGAUCGUGCUGCUCCAGCCAACCCGCACGCGACGUUUGGAACACGCUGCAAAGCUCCGCAGCAGCUCGCUGAUCCUCCGUCGCCCUGAGCUGACAAACCCUUGGAAGCUUGCCUGCCCGUUAUUGACUGAUCUUACCUGCACCAUUUCCCGACUGCCAAAAAGGAACAAAAUGUCUUCAUCCAGUGCUCUCCGCCUCUUAUCCGCAUUAUGACCAUGCUGCGCGUCUGCUGAUCACCACGAGCCCCGAGUUUCCGGGACCGCUUCCUCACCUCACCUCACCGCAGCAGCGCCAAGCCGAGUCUUAGCUCACUUUCGCUGUCUCGUUUCCCCGCUAAAUUUC
Chaetomium strumarium is the source of this 878-nucleotide messenger RNA. RefSeq lists its product as uncharacterized. The transcript has a single exon. Lineage: Eukaryota; Fungi; Ascomycota; Sordariomycetes; Sordariales; Chaetomiaceae. The record is from RefSeq and is a predicted model, not a curated record. Bases 87 to 749 code for a protein of 220 amino acids.